ACGUGCUGGGCCGACAACAAGAAAAUGUCAAGUGAGCGCCACACCCCUCGGCCACCACUUUCUUUGUGCGCCCAACUCGCGCGAUAACCUUCGGGCCGAGUCUUGCAGAGGCGAAAUCGUCGGCCGGCGAGGUCAAAGGUCGAUCGGGCCGAGUCAGCGGUGCGUCCGAAGGUCGCCGUCGCUCGGGACACGCACGGGGCCCGCGAUUCUCGUGACAUCACAUCCGGCCAAGGUCACUGUGUGUGUUUGUCUGCAAAUGGAGGAGUCGUUGUGACUCGGAAAGCGAAAAAGCCGGACACACUCGCGAUGGCCUCGAUCCGGACACUCGUGGUCGCCCUCGUGCUGCUCGCCUCGCAGACCCGCCACUUGGUCCUCGGCAUCAAUUGCUUCUGCGACAUUUGCGAGGACAAAACGUGCGUCUCGGACGGAUACUGCUACACCACGACCAGGCUGGACAAGGCCACGGGCAAGAUCGAACAUGACUUCAGGUGUUUUAAUAAAAACAAGCUAUUUCCUCCUGAAAACCCCCUGUGGUGUAGGCAGACUCCCUUACUAAGCACUGACGAAAUUGCACCCUUUGCCGUGGCCUGCUGCAAUGAGUUUGACUUUUGCAAUCAGGCUCUGCGGCCGCAACUCCCGAGCAUGCGCCCGCAAGAGGGGCCGCCCGAGGCGCAGAUCGGCUACGACAGCACCUGGCUCAUCAUCAUCGGCAUCAUCGUGCUGCUGGUGCUGAUCGUGCUGAUGCUGCUCAUCUACUGCGGCAUGACCCAGAACCGCAAGUGGAAGAACAGGCGGCCCGGCGCCUUCUUCAAGUCCAACGACUCGAUGGACCCGCAGGACCAGCAGCCCAUCCUCGGCGGCAUCAAUUCCCUCAGGGACAUGAUCGACAUGACCACCAGCGGCUCCGGCUCAGGUCUUCCAUUGCUGGUGCAGAGAAGCAUCGCCCGGCAGAUCCAGCUUGUCGAGAUCAUCGGCAAGGGCAGAUUCGGCGAAGUUUGGCGCGGCCGUUGGCGCGGAGAAAACGUCGCGGUCAAGAUUUUCUCCUCCAGAGAGGAGCGCUCUUGGUUCAGAGAGGCCGAAAUCUACCAGACCGUCAUGCUCAGACAUGACAACAUUCUCGGAUUCAUCGCUGCUGACAACAAAGAUAACGGCACCUGGACGCAACUGUGGCUGGUCACCGACUUCCACGAGAAUGGCUCUCUUUUCGACUACCUGAGCACGCGCACCGUCGACGUGCCCGGCAUGAUCCGGAUGUCCCUUUCGAUUGCCACAGGCUUGGCCCACCUUCACAUGGAAAUCGUGGGAACUCAGGGCAAACCUGCGAUCGCCCACAGAGAUUUGAAAUCGAAAAACAUCCUAGUCAAGCUGAACGGCACGUGCGCCAUCGGAGACCUCGGGCUGGCGGUUCGUUACGACGUCGCCGAAGACAAGGUGGACUUGGCCUCGAACAGCAGAGUCGGCACCAAGCGCUACAUGGCCCCAGAGGUUCUGGACGAGUCGAUAUGCGAAAACCACUUUGAUUCCUUCAAGAGGGCCGACGUCUACGCCCUCGGUCUCAUAUUUUGGGAGAUUGCUCGGAGGUGCAAUGUUGGAGGUAUUUACGACGAGUACCAACUGCCAUUCUACGACAUGGUGCCAUCCGAUCCGACCAUCGAGGAGAUGCGGAAAACCGUUUGCGACGGUCGCCACCGGCCAUCGACCCCCAACCGAUGGCAGUCCAUAGAUGCUCUGAACACCAUGUCGAAGGUGAUGAAGGAGUGCUGGUACCACAACGCAGCGGCCCGUCUGACGGCGCUCAGGAUCAAGAAGACGUUGGCCAACCUGGGCGCCAGCGAAGACAUCAAGCCUCCACAGUGAUUCUCAAUUUACUUCCCACGCAGCCUAUCAAGAAGAAGCCUCAAAGGCCCCCCGGAUUUUCACUCAUUAACUUUUGUGUUGUUUAAAUUCUAAGUGUAGUUCGUAAGCAGGGUUACUUUUGUCCUCCCUCGAUAGGCACAGAGAGAAAUCAAAGCUCAAUAUUUUUAGGUGGUGAAUUUUUGAUCAAACGACGUCAUGAAAUGGUCGAGUGCCUCUCGUUGAAUUUGGCGAUGCUAAAAAAAAAUUUGAAGCACGAU
Messenger RNA from Neocloeon triangulifer, 2114 nucleotides. RefSeq names its product TGF-beta receptor type-1 (gene babo). Gene Ontology annotation, molecular function: activin receptor activity, type I; ATP binding; activin binding. Bases 307 to 1857 code for a protein of 516 amino acids. Lineage: Eukaryota; Metazoa; Arthropoda; Insecta; Ephemeroptera; Baetidae. The transcript is spliced from 10 exons. Gene Ontology annotation, biological process: nervous system development; cellular response to growth factor stimulus; protein phosphorylation. The record is from RefSeq and is a predicted model, not a curated record. Gene Ontology annotation, cellular component: activin receptor complex; plasma membrane.